This is a messenger RNA of Centruroides sculpturatus (bark scorpion), 654 nucleotides long. Its product is annotated as protein SDE2 homolog. Gene Ontology annotation, cellular component: nucleus. The transcript is spliced from 4 exons. The record is from RefSeq and is a predicted model, not a curated record. Lineage: Eukaryota; Metazoa; Arthropoda; Arachnida; Scorpiones; Buthidae. The coding region runs from base 82 to 654 and encodes 190 amino acids.
CGAGUUUAGAUUUUUAUCCAUUCAGAAGUAGUCGUGUACGAAGUUUGGUUAGUUACGAUUUCGUCUUUGUAGAAAGAUAACAUGGUUAUUUUAAUUAAUUAUUUCGAUUCAAAAAGCGAAUAUUUUCAUGUAACAAAUGACGUUAAUGUAGAAAAUAUAGUAAAUUAUGUUUGUAGGACUAAAGGUUAUCCUAAAGAAAUCUUAAAAGUUAUUUAUAAUGGACAUUAUGUUGAUAACCAGUGUACAGUUGCAAACAAUGGCAUUGUUCACAUCUCCCUCACAUUGCUGGGAGGGAAAGGAGGAUUCGGUUCUAUGUUACGAGCUAUUGGGGCCCAGAUAGAGAAAACAACAAAUAGAGAAGCCUGUAGAGAUCUGAGUGGAAGAAGGUUAAGAGAUAUUAAUGAAGAACAGAGAUUAAAGAGAUGGAUUGCUAAAAAAGCAGAACGUGAGAGAGAAGCAGCAGAAAGAAGAAAAAAGAAACUAGAGAAGUUACGUUGUCCUCCAAAACACGAUUUUCAUGAUUCUGAAUAUGACAGGGAAAGAAGGGAUAUGGCAGAACGUAUUGAUGAUGCACUUACACAUGGACUUAAAACAUCCAACAAAAGAAAACCAGAUGAUGAAUUAGCUGUUCCAAAGAAGAAAUGUUUAUGGUAA